Daphnia carinata is the source of this 757-nucleotide messenger RNA. RefSeq lists its product as uncharacterized. The record is from RefSeq and is a predicted model, not a curated record. Bases 41 to 430 code for a protein of 129 amino acids. Lineage: Eukaryota; Metazoa; Arthropoda; Branchiopoda; Diplostraca; Daphniidae. The transcript has 3 exons.
GUUUUACUCCUCGAAUCCAGAAUUGAAGCCGUGAAGCGUCAUGAAGGUCGUCUUUCUGGCAUCGAUAUUUGUGUUUGCUGCGUAUACGUCCGUCUGUCACGGAUUACCUACGCCAGAAGUUGAUCCUUAUAGAUACAAGACGGGGAUAGACAUUCAACGAACAGGGGCGGACUGGAGAAAGGUCGGUACAGUCGAUAAACCGCACAACAUGGGAUUUCCCGAAAAGAACGGCAAAGGAGGGCCAAACUAUCCGGAUACUUUCUUCGGGGCUUACCGGAUGAAUCCCAACUACCGAUCCGAGGAUGAUCCAUUGUAUUUUUGGCUGGCACAAGUUCCUAAGCAGACACCGUACAAUCCAAUUCCAUACGCUGUUUAUUAUCAGUUAAGUGCUGAUGAUGUAGCUGUUUACGACAACGGUAUUUCGUACUAGAGGAAUCAUUUUUUUUUUGUUCCUUCCUUGCUAAAAAAAGAGGCAAAAGGCAAUUAGUCUUUUUACACAAGCGUAUAGCCUUUUUAUACUACACCAUUCGAUAAUCGUGCUUGGAAUUCUUAUACUUGGGAUGGCCCAGGUGAACAGCCUUAAAGUAUAAUUAACCGUACACAUCUUUUUGAUUCACGUAUGUUUGUACAAUACGAACGAUUUUCUUUUUGUUCUCUUCUCGUGCAACCGAAAUGAUCCUAUUAUCGAUUGAUGAACUCAUGUUUAUUAAAACACCUUGAAGGUUCUAUGUAUGGAAAAUAUAAUAGUCCCACGAUA